Molecule: messenger RNA, 3341 nt
Organism: Raphanus sativus (radish)
Lineage: Eukaryota; Viridiplantae; Streptophyta; Magnoliopsida; Brassicales; Brassicaceae
Product: RNA-binding motif protein 25
Exons: 7
Coding region: 957-3173 (738 amino acids)
Biological process (GO): mRNA processing
Molecular function (GO): RNA binding
Source: RefSeq, a predicted model, not a curated record
GACCCGGUAUGCAGUUCACACAGGUUCCAAACUAUCAAAACCCACCAGGAUCCAUGCCUUAUCAAACCCAGCCGCCGCCUCCCAAUGGCUUGAGACCUUUCACGCCUAUGCCUAAUGGUUAUCCCGCUGUUCCUCCUCCCGCGUCUUUGAUUGAGAAACGUUGCAGAGGCUUCAAAUAUUGACUAGGGACUCUCUCUCUCACUUCUUCGACUCCCUUCUGUUUGGUAUGCGCAAUAUCCUCCUUCCUUUUGUUUAGCCAUAACAACACUCUUUUAACCAAACCCCCUGACCUUAAAUCAUCUUGAAAAAAUAUUGCAAUUUUUAUGUUAAAUUGAGAUUUACUCUAGUUAUUUUAAGAGCUUUGAACUUGAUGGGUUAGCCAACUGCUGGAAACAAAGCACUUGUAGCGACUGAUUUCUCCUUGGUCUUGGGUUUUUGAGGUAUUGCUAUUUCUUUUAAGGCUUCCACAUAUUCUUCUUUCUUUUCCAACCUGCUAAUGGUUGAGUUAAAAGUUAUUAUGAUGGGAUAUACUAGUUUUUUUUAUAAGUUCCAUGUGGGCAUGUGAUGAUGGGCGUUCUGAUAUUAUCUGAUCUCAAAUCCAACGUUUGUGAGAUUGGUUAUACAUUCCUUUCUCUUUCAAGUUUCCCUGUGAGGUACAGCUACUUAAUGUGGUUAAUAAUGACUGCGAUACUGGUGCUAUCUUCUUAAUGUCUCCUUCAGGUUUCUAAUGUUCAUCCUGGUGGUAUUUGUACUGCCUCUGGUGUCCAUAUCUAAUUUGCUCUUGUUUGUGGUAACUAUACAGAUUGCAUUUUUCAGUUCCGUUUUAUGUCACUCUUGGUUUAUGCUAAUAAUGCCUUUGUUCUGUUAACAUGUAGAACAUUUACUGAUGAAUUUCGAGAGACUUGUUUUCUUUUGUUGAUGCAGGGGUUCUCCGGUAUCCUUCUCCGUAUCCAACAAUGGUUCGUCCGGGUUUCAUUAUGCGCCCUCCUGGUACAGUCGGUCCUGUGCCACUUGUACAACGUCCACUUAUCCCAGGAAUGCCUGGUCUCCGUCCCGUUAUGCCUCCUAUGAUUAGACCAGUUCUUGCUCCUUUCGUACCACCAGUAGAGAAACCGCAGACGACUAUUUACAUAGGCAAGAUCGCAACCGUGGAAAAUGACUUUAUGAUGUCUAUUCUCGAGUUUUGUGGACAUGUCAAAAGCUGUUUACGUGCGGAGGAUCCCACCACCAAGAAACCUAAAGGUUUUGGAUUCUAUGAAUUUGAAUCAGCUGAAGGGAGUCUUCGUGCAAUACGCCUUCUUACCAAACUAACUAUAGAUGGACAAGAGCUUUUGGUGAAUGUUAAUCAAGCAACAAAGGAGUAUUUGCUAAAAUAUGUUGAGAAGAAAAUUGAGAAAGCCAAGGAUAACCAAGGUGAAGGUCCUGAGAGUGAGCGAGAAAAAGCUGUAAUAUCUGCUGCGCCCACCGUUGGGGAGACGGGAAAGGAUGGAGAACCAAAGAGUAAAGAAAACAUUGAUAUUGCUAACUCUGCAGUUCUAACUGAUGAAGAAAGAGAAGCUGACAAAGAGGCUAAGGAGAAGAUUGACAAUGCUAUUGAAGAAAGGUCAAAGUCCAACCCUCUGCCUCCACCACCCCCACCACCACCUGUUGAUGGUUCAGGCAUAGAGUUUGCUUUCAAAUCUAAGGAUGGAGACUCCAACACUGACAUAGCUCGGAGUGAUUCCGCUGCAAAUGAUGUUGAGACGCCUGGAGAACACAGUAGGCUUGACACAAGUUCACCUGACUGGAGUAAGAGAAAUGACCGUAGAAGCAGAGACAGAGGUGAAAAGGAGCAAGAAAUGGAUAGGCAUGAGAGGGAGGCAGAACGGGAACGAUUAAGGAAAGAGAGAGAGCACAGGAGGAAACUUGAGGAUGCGGAGCGUGCUUACCAGACUCGUCUUCGACAAUGGGAACGCAAAGAAAGAGAAAAGGAGAAGGAACGGCAGUACGAGAAGGAGAAGGAGAAAGAAAGGGAGCGUAAGAGGAAAAAGGAAAUCCGCUACGAGGAAGAGGAGGAUGAAGAUGAUGAUGAUUCGAGAAGAAGAUGGCAUAGAGGUGCAGAAGAGAGAAGAAGACGGCGGCAAAGAGAGAAGGAGGAUGACUUAGCUGAUAGAUUGAAAGAAGAGGAAGAGGCUGCUGAGGCGAAGAGGAUUGCUGAGGAGCAAAAGUUGCAGCAACAACAGUUAGAUGCUUUAAGGCUCCUAUCUGGACAUGCAGCUAUUGGAAGUGAGCCGAUUCAGGCAUCAACCAUUGAAAACGAUACUAAGACAACUCUCCAAACUGCAGGUGAAUCUUUCAGUGACCAGCAUGCAUCAGGUGUUGAACAAAAUGGUUCUGGUAAUGAAAUGUCUAUGGCUGUUGAUAAUAACAGUGGAUCUGAGGCACAUGCUCCUUCCAAGAAAUUGGGAUUCGGGCUUGUUGGAUCCGGGAAACGGACAUCUGUACCUUCAGUUUUCUAUGAGGAGGAUGAAGAAGAAGCACAUAAGGAUAAGAAGAUGAAACCUUUGGUUCCUAUAGAUUACUCAGCCGAGGAACAGGAAGCCGUCGCCCACGGUGGCUCAGGGAAUACACCACCACCUCAUUUGGCUUUAGCUGCUGAAUUUGCAAAACGAAUUUCGAGUAGUAAUCCCAAGGAAGAGACAACAGAAGCCCAGAAGCAUAGGAGCAGCAAACGUUCCCAUGAUAAGCCAAGCCACCGGGAAAGGGAACGGGAAAAGGACAGAGACAGAGCCAGGGACCGAGGCGACGGGCAUGGUGGUUCAACCAAAGAGUCUGGAAAAGCAAAGACCCCUGAUACCAAGAAGCUGAUGGAUGCCAAACAAUUGAUAGAUACAAUCCCAAAGACAAAGGAAGAGUUGUUUUCUUACGAGAUAAACUGGGCUAUGUAUGACGAGCACCAAUUGCACGAAAGAAUGAGGCCAUGGAUCUCAAAGAAAAUCAUGGAGUUUCUUGGAGAAGAGGAAGCCACACUGGUAGAUUUCAUUGUGUCAAACACUCAACAGCACGUGAAAGCCUCUCAAAUGCUUGAGCUGUUACAAUCGAUACUAGAUGAAGAAGCUGAGAUGUUUGUACUCAAGAUGUGGAGAAUGCUCAUCUUCGAGAUCAAGCGUGUCGAAGCUGGUGUGCCCCGGUAAAAUCCAAAGCCUUGAAACCCUUUUUUUUUUUGUUUUGUUUGAAGACUUUUCUUUUUUCUUUUUUGGUCUUAUUGUCUUUGGAUUUAAAGAGGAAUCAUCAUGUUUACAAGAUUUAAUUAAUGUAGAAGAAGAUAUUGAAAAUGAUAUACACAUUCUAGUUGACAAUAA